AUGGAGCUUCAUGAACGCACUACGCUUGACGUUCAAGUGGUCGACGAUAAUAACUCGUCAAGAACGUUUCAGCUCGACAAACAGAAGGCGUUCUCGGCAUCGCCCUACCUAUCACGACUCGGGCGGCGCGCUCCGAAUCAUCUAGUCACAUUACACAAUGUUCAACCAAUCGUCUUCGGCCUUUUUGAUUUUUGGUUGAGGAGAAGGCAGUCAAGUAGAUGGUCCAUCGGUCCUAAUCUAGAGGCAUAUCAGGAGGAGCCAUGGCUAUCUAAUACCGCGGCAGCUUAUGUUCUAGCACAGAGACUGGAGGCCAAGAACUUUUCUCGUUUCUGUUUUGAGAAGUUUAUCCAAAACUGUGCACUUGCGCCUUUCGGUCCGUGGCAUUACAUUGAGGACCAACUCGAGCCAGACACACCACUUCGCAGAUUCAGCAACCACUGGGUUGUCUGGAACGCGAGUAUUCUACGGGAGAGUGAUCAUGAGUACGUAGGACUGAAAGCACUUGAAAGCCUGAGCAUGGUGGAUGAGUAUACUGGCGACCCGCGAAACAUUGACCCUGAGCAUUGUUUGCACAGAGGAACGAACACGACUCGAGAGGCCUCUUCCAGACGAAUGGGGCCACUCAGAAGAACAAAUAUAUCACCACCUCCGCGGGAUACCGGUGCCACAACUGCCACAACUGCCACCAUGGCUACCACAACUACCACAACCGAUACAACCACCACAACCGAUACAACCACCACAACCGAUACAACCACCACAACCGAUACAACCACCACAGCCGAUACUACUACCACAAAUUCCACAACUGCCACCAUUGCAACCAUUUCCAAGGCCUAUGCCUCCUCGUUCUCUAUCACCUUCCUUUAG
Molecule: messenger RNA, 870 nt
Organism: Clonostachys rhizophaga
Lineage: Eukaryota; Fungi; Ascomycota; Sordariomycetes; Hypocreales; Bionectriaceae
Source: the annotation of a GenBank genome assembly